Molecule: messenger RNA, 2196 nt
Organism: Nematostella vectensis (starlet sea anemone)
Lineage: Eukaryota; Metazoa; Cnidaria; Anthozoa; Actiniaria; Edwardsiidae
Product: ankyrin repeat and SOCS box protein 8
Exons: 2
Coding region: 296-1420 (374 amino acids)
Biological process (GO): intracellular signal transduction
Molecular function (GO): protein binding
Source: RefSeq, a predicted model, not a curated record
UAUGUCUAGUAUGUUUUAAGAGACAGCAACAAAAAUGACCUACAAUGUAGGUUGUAUUUGUUUCUUUGAUCAGGUCUCGUCUUUGUUCUUGUACAACAUCUGUUAUCUUGUGAGGGAAAACCCUCAGCGUAAUAGACUCUUGCGAUUGGAGCACGGACAAAAGUCAGUGUUUGGGUCAAUGGAUUAGCGAAUUACGAUCAAGGGAAAUGCAAAUAGCGUAUGUUUUUGUCUGUACAGGUCUUUCACCGGCAUCUUCACAUGUUUAUCAAACUCACGCCGCGAAAUUCGUGCCCAAAUGGACGAAUUUCUAGACUUUGUAGUCUCCGACAAUGAUGGAAAAGUUCGCGAGAUUUUAGAAACGAUUUCAAGCAAGGUUUUUGAUAAAGAAACCGCACUAGGCGAGACCUCUUUGUUAGAUUUUAAAAUCACAGACUUGGAGGAUGCGUUUGUGGAAGCCGCCUUUGCGGGAAGUAUAAACUGCCUACAAGCGCUGCACAAGUAUGUUCCAGAUGUGAAUUGUCAGGGUCGGCUAAGGGAUUCGUGCCCAGACUACUUAAUCUCUCCUUUGCGGGCCGCGGUUGAGGCUGACCGCGUGGAGGUUGUGCACUGGCUGUGUACAAGUGGGGCAAGACCAAACCGGCGUGAGUGCCUAUACAGUAUCAACUACGAUGACGUCAUUUCCGGUCCAAAUUUCUCCAACCAUUGCGCAGUGUCAUGCUACGUUCCACUCCAUUUCGCCCAAAGCCGCGCAUGCGCAGAAACCCUCCUCAAGCACGGCGCAGACAUCAAUGCUCAAGACUGCAUGAGUAAGACUCCGUUGUCAAUGGCAACGCUCGAUGGACGCCUUGUUGUCAUGGAAACUCUCUGUGAAAACGGCGCGCAUGUGGGUCUUGGGAGCACUUGGGGCGCAACACCGCUGGUCUACGCUCAAUAUGCUCGCCGUAAAACUGACCGGAUAUCCGCUACAGAAAUACUUUGUCGCUACGGCGCAUGCGUAAACUUCCAGGACAAAAAUGGCCGCAGUGCAUUGCACGUUACAAGAGAUCCUGAGUGCCUGAGAGUGCUACUGUCAUAUGGCGGUGACCCGAGUCUAGAGACCAUAUUUGGCAAAACUCCUGUAGUUAUGGCUGCGGAGGCUGGGAACUGGGAGAUAGUGCGCAUGCUCUUUGAUGCCCAACCGCGGGUUGAGCUUGGACUGCUGGCGCGAGGGGUAGCGCUUUGUAACCAGUUGCCCCUUGACGUGUUCUCGUGGCUAUUGCGGGCAUCCCGCGAGGUACGCGAACUCAAGCAUUUGUGCCGGUGCGUCAUACGUACGACGCUAGUGCGCACGCGCGGGAACUUGGAUGAUGCUAUUAUUACCCUACCCCUCCCUACAAGGGUCAAGUUGUAUCUGGCUCUUUUGCAGCAUGCUAAAAAUUGAUCAUUCAUCUUGGCAAAAAUGUUCGUCGUCACCACUUCCCAUCAUGAUUAUCAAGAUCAUCAUAGUCAUCAUUCUAUCAAGAUACAGUAGCUGGUGGUGCUAACUUCAACAAUUUCCUUAUAUAGGAAAUCGAACAUACCUUUGGAAAGUAAGCAUUUACUUUCGCUUCUAGAAACGCCAAAAUAGCUGAAUUAUCAUUAAAAACAAGGGAGAAUACAAAACUUACUAGUAGCUUCUAUUGGGAAUAGGUUCUGUCUGGAACAUUCUAGACAUUUGUCACCGAAAUACAACAUGAGGACAUGAAGUUUUAUGGUUUAUCGAGGGCAGGGUCGUUUGCGUUGUGAAGCUAACUAUCUGUGUUUGCUUAUCAGUAGAAAGAGCCUCGGCGCGUAACCAAGGGGGGGAGGGGUGCGCAGGGCGGGAGCACACCCCCCCCCCCCCCAACCUUCCCCUCUGGCCGCCAAAAGGAAAGGAAACCCUUGGGGCGUUCCUGGGGUCAUCAGCAUGACCACCAUCAAAGGGAUACAGCGUGUAGUCCUUCUAGAAUAUUCUAGAAUAUGGCGGCUUAGCGAAAUAUGAGGCACGUGUACAAAAGGGAGACAAAUAUUUGCAUGAAAACAUUGACGUUUUACACAGGGGAGGGGGUAUUAAAAAUAUACAAUAGAAUAGAAAAAAUAUACAAAUAUAUAAAAAGAGGUUGGUGUACUUUAUAAAAUUGUAUUUGUCUAUAUAAUAUUCUAGUAAGAAGUGUAUUGCAAUAAAUGAAUGUAACUGUU